Messenger RNA from Penaeus vannamei (Pacific white shrimp), 3612 nucleotides. The record is from RefSeq and is a predicted model, not a curated record. Lineage: Eukaryota; Metazoa; Arthropoda; Malacostraca; Decapoda; Penaeidae.
AUGGGGGAGGAUACAGACACUUACCAGGGUCAUAUGACUGACAGUGUCACCACAGAGGUCACGGGGUCACGCCCACAGGUCCCUCGUGGGAAGAUUAACUCGCGGCCACCCCGUCGGUCCCAGAAGGAGCUCGAGGCCUUCCCGGUCUGGUCCCUGAAGGAGGAGCUCGAGGCCUCCCGGUCUGUCCCAGAAGGAGCUCGCGGCCUCCCGGUCUGUCCAGAAGGAGCUCGCGGCUUCCCGUCGUCCCAGAAGGAGCUCGCGGCCUCCCGGUCUGUCCCAGAAGGAGCUCGCGGCCUCCCCGUCGGUCCCAGAAGGAGCUCGCGGCCUCCCGGUCUGUCUCAGAAGGAGCUCGCGGGCCUCCCGGUUCGCGGCCUCCCGUCCCCAGAAGGAGCUCGCGGCCUCCCCGUCGGUCAGAAGGAAGCUCGCGGCCUCCCGGUCUGUCCCAGAAAGGAGCUCGCGGCCUCCGGUCUGUCCCAGAAGGAGCUCGAAGCCUCCCGGUCGGUCCCAGAAGGAGCUCGCGGCCUCCCGGUCUGUCCCUUGAAGGAGCUCGAGGCCUCCCGGUCUGUCCCAGAAGGAGCUCGAGGCCUCCCCAGUCUGUCUCUCCCGGUCUGUCCCAGAAGGAGCUCGCGGCCUCCCGGUCUGUCCCAGAAGGAGCUCGCGGCCUCCCGGUCUGUCCCAGAAGGAGCUCGCGGCCUCCCGAGAGGAGCUCGAAGCCUCCCGCUGUCCCAGAAGGAGCUCGCGGCCUCCCGGUCUGUCCCUGAAGGAGCUCGAGGCCUCCCGCGUCUGUCCCAGAAGGAGCUCAGGCCCCAGUCUGUCCCUGAAGGGAGCUCGAGGCCUCCCGUCUGUCCCAGAAGGGCUCGCGGCCUCCGGUCUGUCCCAGAAGGAGCUCGCGGCCUUCCCGGUCUGUCCCAGAAGGAGCUCGCGGCCUCCCGGUCUGUCCCAGAAGGAGCUCGCGGCCUCCCGGUCUGUCCCAGAAGGAGCUCGCGGCCUCCCGGUCUGUCCCUGAAGAGCUCGAGGCCUCCCGGCUGUCCAGAAGAGCUCGAGGCCUCCCAGUCUGUCCCUGAAGGAGCUCUCCCGGUCUGUCCCAGAAGGAGCUCGCGGCCUCCCGGUCUGUCCCAGAAGGAGCUCGCGGCCUCCCGGUCUGUCCAGAAGAAGCUCGCGGCUCCCCGUCUGUCCCAGAAGGAGCUCGCGGCCUCCCGGUCUGUCCCAGAAGGAGCUUCGCGGCUCCCGGUCUGUCCCAGAAGGAGCUCGCGGCCUCCCGUCGGUCCUAGAAGGAGCUCGCGGCCCCCCGGUCUGUCCCAGAAGGAGCUCGCGGCCUCCCGUCUGUCUAGAAGGAGCUCGCGGCCUCCCCUGGUCGGUCCCAGAAGGAGCUGCGGCCUCCGGGUCUGUCCCCGGUCCGUCCCAGAAGGAGCUCGCGCCCUCCUCCCGGUCCUCGUCCCAGUAACUCGAGGCCUCCCCGUCGGUCCCAGAAGGAGCUCGCGGCCUCCCGGUCUGUCCCAGAAGGAGCUCGCGGCCUCCCGGUCUGUCCCAGAAGGAGCUCGCGGCUCCCGGUCUGUCCCAGAAGGAGCUCGCGGCCUCCCGGUCUGUCCCAGAAGGAGCUCGAAGCCUCCCGGUCUGUCCCAGAAGGAGCUCGCGGCCUCCCGUCUGGUCCCAGAAGGAGCUCGAGCCUCCCAGUCAAGGAGCUCGAGGCCUCCCGGUCUGUCCCGAAGGAGCUCGAAGCCUCCGGUCUGUCCCAGAAGGAGCCGCGGCCUCCCGGUCUGUCCCAGAAGGAGCUCGCGGCCUCCCGUCUGUCCCCAGAAGGAGCUCGAUCCCUCCCGGUCUGUCCCAGAAGGAGCUCGCGGCCUCCCGGUCUGUCCCAGGAACUCGAGGCCACCCCGCCUGUCCCAGAAGGAGCCCUCGGCCUCUCGGUCUGUCCCAGAAGGAGCUCGCGGCCUCCCGGUCUGUCCCAGAAGGAGCUCGCGGCCUCCCAGUCUGUCCCAGAAGGAGCUCGAAACCUCCCGGUCUGUCCCAGAAGGAGCUCGCGGCCUCCCGGUCGUCCCAGAAGAGCUCGGCCCCCGGUCCAGAAGGAGCUCGCGGCCGUCGUCCCAGAAGGAGCUCGCGGCCUCCCGGUCUGUCCCAGAAGGAGCUCGCGCCUCCCGGUCUCGCGGCCUCCCAGAAGGAGCUCGCGGCCUCCCGGUCUGUCCCAGAAGGAGCUCGCGGCCUCCCGGUCGGUCCCAGAAGGAGCUCGCGGCCUCCCCGUCUGUCCCAGAAGGAGCUCGCGGCCUCCCGUUCGUCCCAGAAGGAGCUCGCGGGCCUCCCGGUCUGUCCCCGAAGGAGCUCGCGCCUCCCGGUCUGUCCCAGAAGGACUCGCGGCCUCCCGGUCUGUCCCAGAAGGAGCUCGCGGCCUCCCGGUCUGUCCCAGAAGGAGCUCGCGGCCUCCCGGUCUGUCCCAGAAGGAGCUCGCGGCCUCCCCGUCUGUCCAGAGAGCUCGCGGCCUCCCGGUCUGUCCCAGGAGCUCGAGCCCUCCCGGUCUGUCCCAGAAGGAGCUCGGCCUCCCGUCGGGUCCCAGAAGGAGCUCGCGGCCUCCCGGUCUGUCCUAGAAGGAGUUCUCCCGGUUCUCCCGGUCUGUCCCAGAAGGACUCGCGGCCCCCCGUCGUCCCAGAAGGAGCUCGCGCCUCCCGGUCUGUCCCAGAAGGAGCUCGCGGCCUCCCGGUCUGUCCCAGAAGAAGCUCGCGGCCUCCCCUCCUGUCCCAGAAGGAGCUCGCGGCCUCCCGUCUGUCCCAGGAGCUCGAGCCCUCCGUCUGUCCCAGAAGGAGCUCGCGCCUCCCGGUCUGUCCCAGAAGGAGCUCGCGGCCUCCCGGUCUGUCCCAGGAACUCGGGCCUCCCGGUCUGUCCCAGAAGGAGCUCGCGGCCACCCCGUCGGUCCCAGAAGGAGCUCGGAGCCUCCCGGUCUGUCCCAGGAACUCGAGGCCACCCCGCCUGUCCCAGAAGGAGCUCGCGGCCUCCCGGUCGUCCAGAAGGAGCUCGCGGCCUCCCGGUCUGUCCCAGAAGGAGCCCGCGGAACCGCCAGGCUCCUCGAGAGGAAGCCCGGGCGAGCGGCGGGGGGCGGCCGGGGCGGGGGGCGGAGGACCCGGGCCUCGCGCUGGGGGACCGACACCCAAUCACCAUAAAGAUGUGCAGCGCCAGAGAAAACUACCACAGAACUACCGCACAACUACCGGAAAACUACCCAAAAACGCCGGCAAAGCUAUUCAUGAACUACCCGAAAACUAUCGCAAAUCUAUUAAUGAACUACUGGAAAACUACCACAUACUACUGAAAACUACCACAGAACUACUAAAACUACCACAGAACUACCCUAAACUACCAACAGAACUACCGCAAAACUACUGGAAAACUACCGCAAACUACCACAGAACUACCGCAAAACUACCACAGAACAACCGCAAAAAACUACUAAAACUACCACAGAACUACAGCAAAUCUAUUAACGAACUACCCGAAAACUACCACAGAACUCCCGCAAAACUACCACAGAACUCCCUACACGAUGCACCUCGCUACGCUGCUGACACCAUGUACAAUCGAAUCGAUUACACCGACACCACAUGUAAUCCACCAGACACAUCAUAA